This is a messenger RNA of Biomphalaria glabrata, 1266 nucleotides long. RefSeq lists its product as uncharacterized. The record is from RefSeq and is a predicted model, not a curated record. Bases 171 to 608 code for a protein of 145 amino acids. Lineage: Eukaryota; Metazoa; Mollusca; Gastropoda; Planorbidae. The transcript has 4 exons.
GGCCAACGAGUUAGUCAUUCUUUUCUCAGCAAUACAUCAACUGUUCAAUUUCAAGGAAAAUCGUUAGAGUCAUUUUUUGAGAUCAGUGAACAGCGUCCAGGCCUGUUCCUGCUGGUUCUAGAAGUUCUGACUUGAAUAGAGGUGUUCUGUCACUGUGCUCUAACACCGCCAUGUCACAUUCCAGUCACGACCUGUGCAGGACGAGUCUCCGGGAAUACAUUCGCAACUGUUCGUCUGCUGGCUCACGUCUGGUUCGUCAUGUGGAAAAUUACAGUGCCAACUUAGAGUUGACGAAUCUGUCACAUCUUCCCAUAGAAGUGGGAAACUUCACUGACCUAUAUAAUGUCUUGAGGAGGUACAAGCAAGUUUUCCGAGAUUUGAACACUAGCCCUCGGGCUGAAAUGGCCAGUUCAAAGCUCAGAGCUGUGAUUGGUGCGACCUCUCUUGCAGUACGCCACAUGGAGCACGUGGGGCGCCUCCACAGCCCCACCCCGGUCGAAAGACUCUCGUUACCAGCCCAUACACACACCCUGGGGCAGGUUUGGUACGUCACUGAAAGAUAUAAAGCCAUGUUGAGUUACUGGGCCUUUGUCUGCAUUGAAUGUUAACAAACUUUUCCUAUUCCCACUUGUUACAUACACAGGAAACAAAACGUUUGAAAUGGACUGAACUGAAUUGACAAAGAAAAGACGGAGAUCUGGAUAUAUAUUGUUACGUAUUUCUGAUUUUCUGGCUAAAUGUACUAGGCACACAAAUAAAAGAAACUCUGCAAAGAACUUGACGACUCAACUUUCAGCUUUAAAUAACUUUAUUGAAUUAUAACUAUAACAAUUCGUCACUGUAACAUGUAGCGUAUACGUCUUACAUCGACUGUAUCGACUGUAACGGCUCAAGUCCACUCUCUUCUACUGUCUCGCACAGUAGAGAACAGUAUCGACGACUGUACUGACUCUUUUCACAUGAACAUCUCUGGUUUAUAAAGAGUCCCUAAUCGCUUGUCUAUUGUUGCAAAAACACUGCUAGUACCCUCUGGAACAACAUGGGAGGAAACAUCACAUCCUGUUGUUGUUUAUACAUGUCGAUUCCAGAGGAUGCCUGCUGCAGUGUCAUCUCGCCGAGGUCACACGUAGUGACCUCUAACUGUCACUGUUCAUUUGUCACAAUGCCCCCCUUCGUAAAUCUGUUCGUCCUCUGGAACAACACGUGAGGCACGUCCCAUCCUGUCUUUGUUUACAUGCAUAGAUUCCAGAUAACACUCGGUGCUGU